Schistosoma intercalatum is the source of this 1588-nucleotide messenger RNA. The record is from the annotation of a GenBank genome assembly. NCBI's taxonomy places the organism in Eukaryota, Metazoa, Platyhelminthes, Trematoda, Strigeidida, Schistosomatidae.
GUUCAAAUACCUCCCAACAAAUACCAUAUGGCGACCUACUAAUCGUUUUUACUCACUCAAAGUGGAAAUAACUCAUAAGAAUGCAUUUGUCUGGUUUUUUAUUGUAACAUGGCUUUACGUAGAUUUAUAUAAGAUAAUUGACUUACAAUUGUCAAAAUCUUAAUUCAAAUAUUUAUUCAUCUGUUUGACCAAGUUAUUCAAAAUCUCUCACACAAUAUACUACUAUUUCUAACAGUUAAGCAGAUAUCGAGAGUGAAAGGCUGAAAAUAGCUUACCUAACAUUUCCGGAAUGGAUUUCAAGAAUCUCAAUAUCCUUAUUUUGGCGGACACUUUGUCUGUUUCAUGGUGAUGGAAAAAUAGCCCUGAAACUUCCUUAGGUCGAUGAAAAUUUCCAAAACUGCCAACUGUCGUUGGGAUCUGGGUAAAACCCCAAAAUUCUACCAAAAUCGGGAGAUUGGGAUACUGAUGUCUUUGUGACAAGCUUAUAUAUGGAUAAACCAUAUGACGAAACAGUUGAUGUGCCAGAUUCAGAAGAUAUAGCAACACCACGACUGCAACAGUCUCUUGCUGAAAAUUUUGAUAGGUUUCGAGUUGAUCAUUUAGAUUCUCAUAGAGAUAACAGUAAAUCAUUAAGAAAAAUAAAGAAUGAAUUACUAAAUAAAUCAAUUAAAACUGCACCAAAAUCAAUCAUUGAACAGAAGUCUAACAAUGAAAAACUAAAUAGUCAAGAUAGUUCCGGCGAUGACGAUGAUGAGGAUGAGGAUGAUGAUGAUGAUGACGAUGAUGAUGAAGACGAUGAAGAUGACGAUGAUGAAAAUUCUAAUAUCCCUGAUGUCAUUGAAGGUGUCUACAAUCCGGCCGAUUAUGAACAUUUGACUGUAUCGUCUGAAAUUAAGGAAAUUUUUGAAUAUAUUCAAAGAUAUACACCUCAAACAAUCGAAUUAGAAACAAAGUUGAAACCAUUUAUUCCUGAUUAUAUACCAGCUGUUGGAGAUAUUGAUGCAUUUUUAAAAGUGCCCAGACCAGAUGGUAAACCAGAUUAUUUAGGUUUAUUGGUCUUGGAUGAGCCAUGUGCUAAUCAGUCAGAUCCCACAGUACUUAAUUUACAAUUGAGAGCUUUGUCAAAGCAAACUGCAACAAAACAAGUAAUAGUUAAAAGUAUUGAAAACGCUGAACAACAAACAAAAGUCAUAGAAAAUUGGAUUAAAAGUAUAACAGAGUUGUAUAGAGCCAAACCUGCACCAACUGUACACUAUACAAGAAACAUGCCAGAAAUAUCUGAACUUAUGGCUGUAUGGCCAACAUCUUUUGAAGAAACCAUAAAUAAUAUGCAGUUAUCACUAUCUGAGUUGGAUUGUAGUUUAAAAGAUUAUGUAGAUAUAAUCUGUGCACUUCUAGACAUUCCAGUUUACAACAAUCGAAUACAUUCAUUACACUUAUUAUUUUCUUUAUAUUUGGAAUUUAAAAAUUCUCAACAUUUCCGUCAAAAUGAAUCCGUUAUUACUUGAUGUAAUUACGAAAUAGCAAUGGUUAUUGCAGUUCAAUAUCUUUGUACCUGUGAAUAUAUGAAUAUAAUUUUUACGAAUUG